Annulohypoxylon maeteangense is the source of this 1267-nucleotide messenger RNA. RefSeq names its product nuclear pore complex assembly-domain-containing protein. The record is from RefSeq and is a predicted model, not a curated record. The coding region runs from base 98 to 1024 and encodes 308 amino acids. The transcript is spliced from 2 exons. Lineage: Eukaryota; Fungi; Ascomycota; Sordariomycetes; Xylariales; Hypoxylaceae.
UUCAAUGUUGAACUUCCAGUCUUUCGCAUUCAUAACUUCCAAUCCAGUCAUAUAACCUUGGUAUCUUGAAACACCCAUCUUCAAUUGAAAUCUAACUAUGACGAAAAUGCUGGAUCCCUCGCAAUUCGACCGUAUAUUCGGUUCUCUAGAACCGUUUCCCUACAACCGCGCUUUCGCUCAACAUCUCGAAGCUUCCCGCCGAAGUCUAGAGGGUUUCUUGUUUAUUGACAGAGUAUUGAAAGCACUCAAUCUUUCUAAAGCUACCAGCCACUAUCCUCCUAAGAGUAAGGAUGCGCUCCGACAGCUUUACGAACACAUCUGCGAGAGCAAAAAUGCCACCAUUCACCAUAAGCUCUCGGUAGUGUACUACAUCAUCCUAGAUAUCGACGAACAGAACGGUUCCAGCCAGGCCGAAGCCUAUUCACAACGUGCUAGCAUACCCAAGAAAUACAAGAUCUUCAUGAAGGGCUUAUGGCACAUGGAUGCAUUACAAUUCGACCUCGCAUUGCAAUACCUCACCCAUCCCUCGCUACAGCCCGACUUCGUAGACGACAUCAUCACCGUCCUAGUCCGUCACGCCAAGAACGACGACUACAGCUUACCACUUGCUUACUACCACACCGUCCAGCCUAUGAUCCAGUCAUCCCCAGCAUUAGAGCUACUAUUCGACUCCCUUGCACGAUCUAGCGUUACCGACGCCUUUCAAUUUUCGCGAUCGCAUGCCGAUUUCAUGCGUCGACAACUAUUCCAACGUCUCAUCCUAUCGGUACUAGAGUCCGCCAACAGUGACGGAGCAGCUGAGAAAGCGCUUGACUUAACUAGUCUACCAUUCGAUGCACAGGAAGAGAAAUGGUUUAAGGAGUGCUUGGACAGCAGCGAAGGGAAGAGAUUGGCAGUGGCCAAAGACACUCUUCUCAUGCGUAGAAUUGCCACGGGCCAGACCGGAUACGGAGGCGAACCUGGUACAUGGGCUGUUGUGUUAGAAGGUGUCAAGACGGGAAGUGGAGGUCGUGUGCAAGCUUGACCAGACCAACCUGUCAACCCAGAAUACGAAUUCAUCGGUAUCGCAUAGCGUAGGCGUCCAGGUUUUGUUAAACUACAUGUUAGUCAAUUGUAUCAAGGGUCAAUUAUCGGAAAUAUGAUACAACUAAUACCAUCACGUUGGUCUUUACCUACCAACGAGUCACACAGGCAACAUGUCUUAUUCCUCAAAAAUACUUUGUUUGAUUCAUUCAUUAUGGUUAUAAAGUCUCACGUCUUAAUUAAC